Condylura cristata (star-nosed mole) is the source of this 936-nucleotide messenger RNA. RefSeq names its product epidermal retinol dehydrogenase 2. Gene Ontology annotation, cellular component: lipid droplet. The transcript is spliced from 6 exons. The record is from RefSeq and is a predicted model, not a curated record. The coding region runs from base 7 to 936 and encodes 309 amino acids. Gene Ontology annotation, molecular function: all-trans-retinol dehydrogenase (NAD+) activity. NCBI's taxonomy places the organism in Eukaryota, Metazoa, Chordata, Mammalia, Eulipotyphla, Talpidae. Gene Ontology annotation, biological process: retinol metabolic process; retinal metabolic process.
GAGAAUAUGGCCAUCAACAUGAAAUCAGCAAAGAAAGUAUUUGUUAUAUUGGGAAAAGUAGUGUUUUAUACUCUGGAAUCAAUUAUUUUUGCUUUAAUUCCAAAACCCCAUAAGAACGUUGCUGGAGAAAUUGUACUUAUAACAGGCAGUGGGAGUGGACUCGGAAGGCUCUUAGCCUUGAAAUUUGCCAGUCUAGGAUCUGUGGUUGUUCUCUGGGAUAUCAACAAAGAAGGGAAUGAGGAAACAUGCAAGAUGGUCCAGGAAGCUGGAGCCACAAGAGUUUAUGCCUACACCUGUGAUUGUAGUCAAAAGGAAGAAGUAUAUAGAGUGGCUGAUCAGGUUAAAAAAGAAGUUGGAGAUGUGUCCAUCCUCAUCAAUAAUGCUGGAAUUGUAACAGGCAAAAAUUUCCUUGACUGCCCAGAUGAGCUUAUGGAAAAGUCUUUUGAUGUGAAUUUCAAAGCACAUUUAUGGACUUAUAAAGCCUUUCUACCUGCUAUGAUCGCUAAUGACCAUGGUCAUUUGGUUUGUAUUUCAAGUUCAGCUGGAUUAGUUGGCAUAAAUGGACUGGCAGAUUAUUGUGCAAGUAAGUUUGCAGCUUUGGGAUUUGCUGAAUCUGUAUUCUUGGAAACAUAUGCCCAGAAACAAAAAGGGAUCAAAACCACUAUUGUGUGCCCAUUUUUUAUAAAAACUGGAAUGUUUGAUGGUUGUACUACUGGCUGUCCUUUACUGUUACCUAUUCUGGAACCAGAAUAUGCAGUCAGGAAGAUAGUAGAGGCAAUUCUGCAAGAAAAAACCUACUUAUAUAUCCCACGGGUGUUAUACUUCUUGAUGUUUUUAAAAAGUGUCUUGCCCAUCAAGUUGGCAAUACUUAUAGCUGAAAACUUUGGUGUCCUCAAUGCAAUGGAUGGCUUCCUCGGCAAAAAGAAAAAACACUGA